AUGGCGGCAAUCAGCAACAUUGGUUUACAAUUUCCACGGAAUUUGAGCAAUGCAAAGAAGGAAAAUGUGGUCACCAAAGGGGAGGUUUUGUGGCUGAGUUUUUAUUCUUCACGCAAUACUAACAAGUCGAACAAUGAAAAACGAAGAUUUUCUUUGGUAACUGCAAGUUAUAAUGAUAAUAGUCCCGGAAAAGUUGACACAAUCAAUGGAACGAAGGUGAAUGGAACACAUGUGGCAGAGGUUCAUCUCUCAGCAGGCAAAUUGGCAAACGAAAGCGCAGUAGAUGCAGCACUUGUUAACAGCUUGCAUGGAAGGUUUGUGGAGGGCAAGCUUGUGUAUAGACAGAUUUUCGCUAUCAGGUCUUAUGAAAUUGGACCAGAUAAAACUGCCACCAUGGAAACACUCAUGAAUUUUCUUCAGGAAACUGCUCUGAAUCAUGUUAACAGCUCUGGGAUAGGUGGAGACGGUUUUGGAGCUACCCGCCAGAUGAGCCUUCGGAAACUCAUUUGGGUUGUUACUCGUAUUCAGGUUCAAGUGCAGAGAUAUAGCAAAUGGGGAGAUGAAAUUGAAGUUCAUACUUGGGUUGAUGCAGCAGGAAAGAAUGGAAUGCGAAGAGAUUGGAUAAUCAGGGAUCACUACACCAAAGAGAUCAUAACAAAAGCAACAAGCACAUGGGCGAUUAUGAAUAGAGAAACAAGAAGACUAUCCAAGAUGCCUGAUCAAGUUAAGCAAGAGCUUUCUCCUUUUUACCUUUAUAAUAGGCUUGCCAUUGCCAGUGAAGAAACAGAUUGUGAAAAGAUAAACAAGCUCACUGAUGACAAUGCUGAGAGAAUCCAAUCUGGAUUAGCUCCAAGGUGGAACGACAUGGAUGCCAACCAGCAUGUCAAUAAUGUGAAAUACAUUGGAUGGAUGUUAGAGAGUGUGCCAACAGAAGUACUACAAGAUUAUAAUAUGACAAGCAUGACUUUAGAGUUUCGGCGUGAAUGUAUGCAAUCAGAUUUGUUGGAAUCCAUGACUAGUCCAACAGCAAAAGUAAUCGGCGAGUCUGAUAAUAACUCCUCCAACAGAAAACCCCACCUUCAAUACACACACCUGCUUCGUCUGCAAGAUGAUCGAUCAGAUGUUCUCCGAGCCAGAACUGAAUGGCAUUUAAAGCAAAAUGAACAAUGA
Gastrolobium bilobum is the source of this 1170-nucleotide messenger RNA. RefSeq names its product palmitoyl-acyl carrier protein thioesterase, chloroplastic-like. NCBI's taxonomy places the organism in Eukaryota, Viridiplantae, Streptophyta, Magnoliopsida, Fabales, Fabaceae. The transcript is spliced from 6 exons. Gene Ontology annotation, molecular function: fatty acyl-[ACP] hydrolase activity; acyl carrier activity. The coding region runs from base 1 to 1170 and encodes 389 amino acids. Gene Ontology annotation, biological process: fatty acid biosynthetic process. The record is from RefSeq and is a predicted model, not a curated record.